Messenger RNA from Phoenix dactylifera (date palm), 1415 nucleotides. RefSeq lists its product as uncharacterized. Gene Ontology annotation, molecular function: calcium ion binding. The record is from RefSeq and is a predicted model, not a curated record. Lineage: Eukaryota; Viridiplantae; Streptophyta; Magnoliopsida; Arecales; Arecaceae.
CCCGUUCCCAAAACGCAGCCCGUUGGCCGGGUGAACCAUAACCUUGGUUCCGCUUUCUCGAACGACCGUCGUUUCUCCGGUUACUUCCUGAAGAGAACAACCUUGGAACCUAACCCACUCUCGCAGGAGAAUGGAAGGGGACGAAACCUCCUCUGCCGAGAUCUCGAGCCCGGAAGAAGGCGGCGACGACGGGAUAUCGGAGUACGAGAGCCAGCGGCUCUCAAGGAUAAAAGAGAACAGGGCGAGGCUCGAAGCUCUCGGGCUUCCCCAACUCGCUUCCUCCCUUAUUGGUUCUCUCUCCAAGCACCGGCGGCCCGGCGAAGAAGAUAAGGGAAAGAAGAAGGCGAAGAAGAGGAAGGGAGUUGGACGUAGCAGUGCAGAUGAUGAGGACGAUGAGGAAUACCGACCGUCAGAUGAAAACGAAGAACAAGAAGACGGGGAGAGUUCUUCCUCUAGCGAAGAGGAGAAGGAAAAAGACAAGAAGCCUCCUUCUGGUUCGCGUCGAAAGGGAAAGAAAAGCAAUUCCUUAAAUGCAGCAAGGGUGGGGAAAAGUUUUGAUGGAGAAGGGGACAAGAAAAAUUCUGAUGAUUUCAUUGAUGACGAUGCAGCCAUAAAACAGGCCAUUGCUCUCUCACUCGGAGAAGCGAUGGAGGAAUCAGCUGCAGCAGGAUUUUCUCAACAUUCUGGUACAAAUGUAGCUGAUUCUGGUCCUCGUGGGAAAAAAGAUAACACCCGCUUACAGGAAACUGUUGGGAAAAGGAAGAACAAAAAAUUGAGCAAGAGUCAGGUGCAACUAAGUGAAGAUGAAGUGGUUGCUUACUUCUUUUCUUUUGAUGAAGUGGGAAAAGGCCAUAUCACAGUGCGGGAUCUACAAAGAAUGGCCAUUGCUCAUGAUUUUACUUGGACAGGUGAUGAAAUUGCCAAUAUGAUUCAUUGCUUUGACAGAAAUGGCGACGGAAAGCUUAAUUUGGAUGAUUUUCGAACCAUUGUAUCUCGAUGCAACAUGAUGCAGGAGCCUGGAGAGUGUUAAAGUUGCGGUUGCAGUUUCGUUUAUGAAGACAGAAAUUUCAUUCUCAGAGAAUAUUAUUUGGCAGCUGCAUUUGCUUGGCAAAAUUGCUCCGCCUAGCUCAGGUGCAUGUCUAUACGUACUGAAUGAUGGAGAGAACCAAGGGAAGAAAGGGAUGGAUGGUUACAGUUUCCAACUAUAGUUAAAUGUUGUUUGUGUUGACUAUAGAUAGAUGUUGAGCUCUCUCUCUCUCUCUCUCUCUCUCUCACGCGCGCGCGCGAGCAUACGCUGUUUUCUUAAUUUUCUUUUAAGACUCUUGGUUAAAGUAUCUUAGAUGUGGCUUUCAUUUAGAGCUCCGUGUGAGAAACUUGUCUUACCUUACCACCAUAUAUUUACCUUACCACCAACA